AUGUCCCGCCUCCCUCCGCCCUGUUGUCCCGCCGCACAACUCCUCCGCCGCUCCAGACCCCCCUCUCCCGCAUCCCGCUAUCCUCGCCAUGCCUCCACCAACACGUCUUGCCCCCGCCCCAGGCAACGGGCGUGGCUACGCAUCACCCUAGUCACUGCCCUCGCCGCCGCCAUUGGCGCCUACAUGCGUUCCCGGCAAGACUCGUCCGCCGCCGCCGCCGCCACCACCCUGAACCCCUCCACGUUCACAGAGUACGAGCUCGUCUCCAAAACCCCCGUCUCCUCGACAAGCAGCCUCUUCACCCUACGCCCCGUGAAGAGCGGGGCCAGCAGCGCCGUGCACAGAGAGGCCUGGCAGCGGGGCCUGUGGAGCGUGCAGUUCAAACAGCCGCAGCUGCAGAUCGGGAGAGAUUACACUCCCUUGCCACCCACCUUUGCUCAGUCGGAGGAGUCGGAGGAGUCGGAGGAGUCGGAUGGCGAAACGGCCGGCGACAGUGCCCUGCGCUUUCUGAUUCGCAGAGACCCGCUCGGAGAGGUGUCCGGAUAUCUGCACAACCUGCCUACGGGCGCGCGAGUCGAUGUCCGCGGCCCGCGGCUGGAGUAUGCCCUGCCGGCUGACGUCGAGGAGAUACUGUUCAUUGCGGGCGGGACGGGGAUUGCGCCGGGCCUUCAGGCUGCGGAGGAUUGUCUGGGUGGCGUCGGCGAUAGCAGUUCUGCCCGGUCAGCUCCUGGGUCGUCGAGCCCGUGGUGGAGGCGGAUUUUCAGCAGCAGCAGCAGCAGCAGCAGUAGGCCUGUCGCCGCCGAAGAUGCUGUGCCUGGGGGACGGGACCAUGCAGAGAGCAGCAGUGCCAGGGAAAACAUUACGGUGCGACAUCUAGAAGAGCUCAAGGCGAAGCACCCUGGCCUGCUUACGGUGGAUUACUUCGUGGAUGAAGAGGGGUCUUGGAUUGGCAAGGAGUCGAUCUUGGAUGUUACAAAUGCGGGAAAAGUUGCUGAAGAAGCCUCGCGGACGGAAACGAGUGCUCCGCGGGGGAAGCGCGUCAUCCUCAUAUCCGGCCCCGACGGGUUUAUAAGCUACCUGGCUGGUCCGAAGGUGUGGAGCGGCGGACAAGAGUUGCAGGGCCCGCUGCGGGGUAUUAUACGCCAGCUGGACCUGAAGGAUUGGUCUGUAUGGAAGCUGUGA
Messenger RNA from Paracoccidioides brasiliensis Pb18, 1182 nucleotides. RefSeq names its product oxidoreductase. Gene Ontology annotation, molecular function: oxidoreductase activity. The transcript has 2 exons. The record is from RefSeq and is a predicted model, not a curated record. The coding region runs from base 1 to 1182 and encodes 393 amino acids.